Messenger RNA from Guyanagaster necrorhizus, 1230 nucleotides. RefSeq lists its product as uncharacterized. The record is from RefSeq and is a predicted model, not a curated record. NCBI's taxonomy places the organism in Eukaryota, Fungi, Basidiomycota, Agaricomycetes, Agaricales, Physalacriaceae. The transcript is spliced from 5 exons. Bases 47 to 1102 code for a protein of 351 amino acids.
CUACUAUCAACCGGCCAUCAAUCGAGCCUACUUGACAGCAACGACUAUGGGCGAUGCAGACUACUUCACUGUCAGUAAGCCGUAUCCGCUCAACUUUGAGUGGGACCAAGAGGAAGAUAUCAUCAAACAUGUGCGCUGGAUUGCGGCGUGCAUAGACUCUCCAAGACAGUUUUAUGCGUUUCAUUACAAGCGUAGUGCCUCUUCAAUGAUUGUCUUGGAGAUCGAGAAAAAUUGCUCCUCGAAGAAAGAAACUCUCUUAGGCGAGCACCGCUGGAAAGAGUUUCUGAUGGCGCCAUCUGAUCAAGAACGAGAUUAUAUCUCGCAAAUCUUCCCGUGCUUGCAUUCCACUGAUCUCGCAUUGAGAAAUGACGGGUGGCACAGAGUCUCAGUAAGAGACAGCUGGUUUAAAGGAUGGUCUCGUACUCAGAGCGAGGAUAUCAUUCAUCCAUAUCCCAGCACUCAUUACUGUAUUCCGCCCAUUGAGGAUCGGACGAAUCGACCACUUUGUCGUCCCCUUCCCCACUAUUGCAAGUUCAAGCAGAAGACCAAGUCAGAUGCCAAGCUUAGUGCUGGGGCAAGUGGCCUCCGCACUCAAGACCACACAAAUGCCAGUGAAGCACCUAAGCAAGAUGAAGAGGUGUAUGAAGCUGGGGAGAAUAUAUGGGAGCAAAAUAUCAAGCCGAGUCAAACCUCACCCAUUUGCCCUACCCAUAACCGCGUUUGCAAGAAGGCCAUCUGUGCUGCAUAUGACAAGCUGUUGAGGGACAUCAAGAAAGAGGAGAAAAAUGCAAAAAAGGGUGAGAAGAAGAAAGAACAUGCUAAGCAGUACGAAAGGAAGAAAAAUGCGAAGAGAGCCUGGGGCCGCAAUGGUGGAAAAGGCGAGGAAUCAAAGACUCGUGACAAGACCAUUGAUGGAAAGGAUGAAACAUCUGACACCUGGAAUAGCUCUUGGGGAGACGAAGAUGAACAAGGUGAGGCAGGCCAGUGGGGUAAAGGUGAAGGCUCGGCCAACGUAGAGACCCUCCGAGAUGAUGGUAACAAAACUCCCAGUCCGAUUUCUCAUGUGGCCGUUGAAGAGGAGGAAUACGAUCCAUGGGUUUGAGGUAUAAACCGAUAUUGUCGCCAAGCUUCGAAUCACCGUUUCCCUCAGCUGUUGUAGAGAUAUUGAUUUGUACUUGCUAUGCAAAAAUUGUUAAAGAAUGAUGCCUUGUCCUUUUACGAGACGUAUCU